This is a messenger RNA of Lactuca sativa (garden lettuce), 739 nucleotides long. RefSeq names its product Ribosomal protein L34. Gene Ontology annotation, molecular function: structural constituent of ribosome. NCBI's taxonomy places the organism in Eukaryota, Viridiplantae, Streptophyta, Magnoliopsida, Asterales, Asteraceae. Gene Ontology annotation, biological process: translation. Gene Ontology annotation, cellular component: mitochondrial large ribosomal subunit; ribosome. The record is from RefSeq and is a predicted model, not a curated record.
ACCGAAACUUUCUCGUUUCUACAAAAUUUAAGAUCGCCGUCGAAAAAUCCCUCUAUCACCCUUUAGCCCUCUGUUUUGCCGGAAAGAUGUCGUCUAAAACCCUAAUUCGCACCGGAGUUUCGAUGUUGAGCCGUAUUAUGAAUCCGUUUGUUCAUCCCGACCCGGCUCAUAAGUUCGUUCCCCAGAUCUUUGAAAUCGCACCGAAGCUUUCCACCCCACAGCCAUUUCCAUCUCUUCUGAAUCUACAGAACCCGCUGAAUUUGAUCCAAAACGAUGCAGAAACCCUAAAAAGAGUUCUUGCAGAAGGGUUCUUGUAUCCCUGCGGACUUCCUUCUCUCCGAUUCUUCCUCCCUGACGGAGAUGAUUCAUCAUCAAGUGAACCUUUGUUGUGCAUCAAGAGAACUUAUCAACCUAGCAACCUCAGGAGGAAAAGGGUUCAUGGUUACCUGGCUAGGAAAGCAACAAAAGGAGGUAGGCGAGUUAUUGCUAGGAGGAUUGCUAAGGGUCGAUCUAGAAUCACAGCUUAAAAGAGGUCAUGCUAAAUCUUUGAAUCAUUUGUAAUGGCUGUCAAUGUCUGCAAUUGAUUUUGAUGCAUUUGCAACUAAUUAUUAGGGCUUUUGUGAGGGAGAUAGGAAAUAUCAUGUUGAUUUUUGCGUAAGUUUGUGUUAUUUCUUUUUGGUAAUUUCAGCAAUAACCAAAUUUGUCCCUUAUGUUAAUGGAUUAAAAUUUCGGAUUAUAA